Molecule: messenger RNA, 627 nt
Organism: Nycticebus coucang (slow loris)
Lineage: Eukaryota; Metazoa; Chordata; Mammalia; Primates; Lorisidae
Gene: SAP18
Product: Sin3A associated protein 18
Exons: 4
Coding region: 33-548 (171 amino acids)
Biological process (GO): negative regulation of DNA-templated transcription
Cellular component (GO): nucleus
Molecular function (GO): transcription factor binding; transcription corepressor activity
Source: RefSeq, a predicted model, not a curated record
UCGAGCUUCUCCUCGCGAGAGACUUCGUGCUCAUGCUGGCGGCCGGGGUCGGAGGUCAGGGUGAGCGUCUAGCGGGCCAUAGGAAGAUGGCGGUGGAAUCGCGCGUUACCCAGGAGGAAAUUAAGAAGGAGCCGGAGAAACCGAUCGACCGAGAGAAGACAUGCCCGCUGCUGCUCCGAGUGUUCACCACUAAUAACGGCCGCCAUCACCGAAUGGACGAGUUCUCACGCGGGAACGUACCAUCCAGCGAGCUGCAGAUCUACACUUGGAUGGAUGCAACCUUGAAAGAACUGACUAGUUUAGUAAAAGAAGUCUACCCAGAAGCUAGAAAGAAGGGCACACACUUCAAUUUUGCAAUUGUUUUUACAGAUCUCAAGAGACCUGGCUAUCGAGUUAAGGAGAUUGGCAGCACCAUGUCUGGCAGGAAGGGGACUGAUGACUCCAUGACCCUGCAGUCACAGAAGUUCCAAAUAGGAGAUUAUUUGGACAUAGCAAUUACACCUCCAAAUCGGGCACCACCUCCUUCAGGACGCAUGAGACCUUAUUAAAUUCUAUUUACUAUUCAUUGAAUUUAUUUUUUGGGUCAGUUAUGUAAAAUAAACUUCCAUGCUCUUUUCCCUCUUCUGA